GGGCUCUGUCCAGAUUAUGCGACUAAAAGAAAUCAAAUAAAAUUACGUUAAAAUAGCAUUGCUAUAGAUAUGGAACAUUAUAGUAACAAUGAAUUAAAUAAUAACAAAUUAUUUUUGUGCAAUGUGGCCAUAUAACUGUCUUCUAUUUAAAGAUAUCAAAGAAAUACGCCCAAAAAUCAAAGGCAAAGGUAAUGCUUUUACUUUUAGUUGGACAAAAAAAAAUCCAAAUAAAAUAAUGGCGGAUGCAAAUUAGACAUUGUGACCAAAUUAUUUACAUUUGUGUAUAUUGACAUAUUAUAGCUAUUUUCAAUGAAAACUUGAAUUCAUCCCAAAAUCAAAGGUAUCUAAACCUACACUUAAUGCACAUUCACAAAUGAUGACUGGCCACAGUCAGUGUUAUUGAAUUUUACAAUAAUUUAUUUGGAUGGGUUACAAAGUCAAAGUUACAAUGCUUGCAGUUUGUAUUUGUUACUUCAGUACUCGCAGUUUAAUAAGUUUAAUAGUUUAUCAUGCUAAAUGACUACACCACAGUUCAUUAUAAGUAUAACUGCAUUCUGCUUCCCAAGACUAAUUUAUCUGAAACUCAGAUGAGUUACAUGUAUAAUUUUUGAGAUCUUUAUGAAGGCAAUUUUGCCUUCAUUUCGAAGUUCUACCUUCAUGACUUAUUAUAAUUGAAUAGAAGGCAGAAGGCAUGACAAUUCAAUAGCCUGAACUGAUAGCCUCAUCAUCAUUACAGUUAUUACACUCAAGUCUUCUUGAUGUGAUUUUCAACUCAAACUACUCAAAGACAUCUUUUUGUCUUUAACUUUAAAUUUAAGUUGAAAGGUGUGUCACAAGAUUGAAAUAAUAAUGUAAAUAAAUAAUAAAGUACUAGAAAAAGAUAUGCAGAUAUGGCUUACCAAAUAGGCAGUGUCUACACAUCCGGCGCGCCGGACGUAUAUAUCUCCUGCACUAUUUGUCCGGUGACCAAUUCACAUGACCGCCGGAAGAAUAUUUUAUCGAGAUAUUCGUCCAGCGACCAAGUCACAUGACAGCAGUAAAAAAAAGGCGCGAGAAAUUUGUCCGUCAGCCUUGUCACAUGACCGCGAAUGAUUCAAAACUAAGGUAUUAUUAAUUUUAAAAUCUAUUUCUCUACCAAGUAAUUUACUGAGUAUCUUGCAAACAAAUAAUAGAAAAAAUACUUGGGUAUAUAACCAAAAAAAAGUGUGGGUUAAGCAAUAAUGCAUUCUAGAUGGAAGCAAUGCUGAGAGGGAGAAAGAAUUACGGUAAUAAAAAAUACGAAUCCUAAGAAAAUAAUAGUGAGGGCGAGGGUGAUAAAUAAUUAAGUUUAAGGUGGGGAAGCCGAUAGUUCACAAAGAAAUAGACCCUACAUUUACAUCUUAAUUUAGGGCAGAUAUAGUGGUAGCCUAGCCUGCUUCUCAUGCAAUACUAAAUACUAAUCCUGAAAUACAACUUUAUUGACAUAGUCAUAGGUCUAUUGAAGUCUUAAGGUCUUAUUUUAUUUGGUUCAUAAUUUAAAAUUAGGCUUCAAGGUAGAGCUUUACAAGAUGUUUAACCUAGAUAAGGGACUUUUUUUUUUGAAGAGUCGGAAUCAAAUAGACUAGCAAUAGUAGUAGUACUAUUUAGUAUAUUAUGGUUUAAUAUUCAAAGUCAAACACUUUAUGUAUCUCAGAGCAUUGGAAUGUAUUAACAUGUUCAGCAUUUAUUUAUUAUCUAGGGAUCGGCUGACUAAUAUAUGUACACAUUACUGGAAUAUCAAAUGCAAUGCAACUAUUUUGCCGGCGACCACUUGUCACAUGACUUGCCAGAAUAAUAACGCCUACUAGUUGUCCGGCGGUCACGUGACAUGCCCGCGGACAUAUAUCUCCCGCACUAUUUGUCUGGCGCGCCGGACGUGUAGACACUUCUUACCAAAUAUAUAGACUUAUUUGCUAGGCCUACACCUACACUACUAGUAGUGUACCAGCCUACACUACACUGAGUCUGAGCUUUAAUACAGUGGAGUGUUGACUGAGGCCUAGUAUUAUUUUUUUAUUACUAGUAUUAAGUAUAGUAUCUGUAUAGUAUAGUAAGUAUGAGUGGAUCUUAAUAGAAUUCUUAUAGUACUUACACUAUGCGGCGACUAUGCCUGUGUAGUGGCUAUAUCCAAAUUUGUCAUAUUUGAUGUCACAAAAAUGUUUGUUUCCACAGUGCCCAGCCUAUUCAUUCAUUUUUUCCCCAUAACAAACAAUGAUUCAUCACUUUCAACUACCACAGGGCACUCACACUCGGCUACCUAACUCAUUAUCUAGGUUGUUAGCCACGCAUCAUUAAUUAAUCGUUUCUUACGCCCUAAUAGUGAUAGUAAUAGCUUGACUAGGUCUGUUACUAAGUGCCUAGGUAACUGUCUGGGAAUUUCUUGGGUACCUGAUUUUAAGAAAUUAUUUUUACAAUGAUAAAAAAGUAAUAAAAUUUCAACUUAAAGUUUUAUUUAAAAUAAAAAGAAAGAAAUGUUAUUACACUUACACCUCCAAUAUCGCGGUUAUGUUCCAAGACCCUACACGAAAUAUGAAAAACUUCAAUGUAGGAUUUAUUUUUUAAAGCUUAAUAAACCCUUCACACACAGUCAUAUAAACCUUCCACACAAUUUUAAUUAAAGUUAUAUUUAUAUUAUUUGCAAGUUUUUAAGCAAGGAAAUGCUUAUUUUACAGCAAAAAUAAUUAAUUAAAAAAAUUAAGUAAAAAUAUUUUAACUGUAUAUUGUGAAAUAGCAUAAAAUCUUAAGAACAUCUCCAAGGAGAAAGCUUGUGAAGAUGUGAGGACGCAAGAUGUGAAGUAAAAAAAAAUAGUGCAAGUUUCGGGUCAAGUGUACACUUUGUCUGGCUCUGUGGGCUAAUGGAUACAUGGGCUGGUGUGGUGUUUUUUUAAAACAAUUUUUGACUGCCCUUCUAAUAGUUAGAUUGAUCAUUGAUAUUGCAGACUAAAAGUUAGAAGUAACUGUAGAAACUCUUCUCUAAACUCAAAAAGAUGUAUUCAAAUUAUGUUGUUACUAAUAAGAAGCAAUGACUAAUGAGUCUAAUGUGUUUAAAAUACUCAACCAGCUUUCAUUUUCAAAGAAGCUAUUACCCAUUAAUGCACCUAACAUUGUGAAGAGGGUAAGGGCAUGGGUAAACAACCUUUUUUGUGUGAAGUUUCAUCUUAUAAAUUUUAUCUGGUAGGAAAAUAUUUAGAGAGCCGGAUUGUAACAGAUUGUGUAUAUGAAGUAAUAUUUUGCCGGUAAGUGGUGUUUUGGCGCGACUGUUUUGACCCAGAGCCGUUUCGGCGCAGGUCAUUUUGGCGCACAGAUGGCCUAAGCCAUUAUUUACCGUUCCUGCCUAAUCAUGCGUGCGCUUCACAUUUAUAAAAGUGCAAGAGUGCUCUAGACUAAAAUCAUAAGUUAAGUAGAGUUUCAUAAAUAUAUCACAUAUUAUAAUUCUGUUAAACCAGUAAAAUGGAAAAUGUUGCAUCGAAGCGUGGUAAAGAAAAGUUGAAUCAUGAAGGAUACUGUUAUGUGUUCGAUAAGUUUAGUGCAGACCAUUCCAAGAAGUUCUGGCGAUGUGAGCUGAAGAAUGAAUGCAAGGCUCGUUUACACACGACCGUAGAUAAUGAUCGAGUUCUGAUGCAGAUGAACCAGCAUAGUCACGGAAGUGACGCAGCGCAACUUCGGGUUGCCAUGAUAAUGACUGGAAUCAAAAGGAGGGCAACAAAGACAACUGAUAUCCCGUCAGUUAUCCUCAACAGUGCUCUCCAAGGAACCUCGACUGCCGUUCAAGCGAAGAUGCCAAACAAAGACGCCAUUCUCAAGGUUAUUCAGCGGAGUAGAAACGACAACCGAGUAGCUCCUCCACAACCUAUUGAUCGAGCUUCAAUUAUUAUUCCGGAUGCAUAUCGGAUGUACGUAUAAACGUUAAGUUAAAUAAAAGUUAUUUUUAAAUGGCGCCAAAAUGUCCUGUGGCAAAACGGCUCUGCGCCAAAAUGUCCUGCGCCAAAACGGCAGCGCCAAAACGGCAGCGCCAAAACGGCGGCGCCAAAAAGUCCUGCUUCGAUAUUUUGCGCCAUCACUUGAAGAGUAUUUUUGCAGUUCUUUGCUAUUCACAUUGUAUAGUGCUCUAUCCUGAAAAUUGAUGGACUGCAUUCAAGUUGUGUAAAUGAAAUAUAAGAACAAGGUAUUUUAAACUUGAAUUAAUAGACAGGACAAUAAGAAGAUUUGCAACAGCAAAGGAAAUCUCUGAAAGUUUUUUUUCUGUGCUCUGUUACUUGUCUGAGUUAUAUUUGUCUUGUUUGCUGAAGAAGGCUCUAAGCCGAAACAUAAAAAUCUUAUUGUCCUGUCUAUUUAUCAAAUUUAACAAACAUUUUUCUUAUAUCAUUUCCCUAUUCUAUGGCUUUAAACCCAAGUUAACUUUCCCUCUGACAAAUGAAAAAUGUUCAACACAUUAUUGCAGCAACAGUACACAGCAAGACAUGCAGAUACAGUGCAGAAGCCAUAAUUUUAAAUUGCAGAUAAAUCAAACAAUAAUUGGAAAAGUUUUCAUUCAGUUUAAACAUUAUAGAUUAUUAUAAAAAAAAAAAAGUGUAAUGCUGGUUCCAAAAAUAGCCACUCAAAGUGCUGUAUGCGGCUCUAGAGCUGCAGGUUGCCAACCACAGGGGUAUGCUAAUAAGGACUUUAAGCAAAAGGAGUUUAGGAUGCCAGCUAUUGUCAGAUCAACGUAUUCUUUCUGUAUGUGUAUGGGUGAGGUUUGUAGUUUAUGGGAAGACAUUGUCAUUGAAAAGAUAGGCUCGGCUCUUUUUUUGUGAUUUAUGUUUCAUCAUUAUCAUCAAUUUGAAAUUUUCUAAGGAUAACUGAAGACAGUGAGGUUGAAAUGUCAGAAAGAACUGAUGAUCAGGAGGCUAUGCUUGCUGCAUGUAAGUACUUGCUUUAAAGAACAUCUUUUUGGCAACCAUGUGAAACUUGGUCGAAGCUGCUUUUUGUUAAAUGAAGUAUUCACCACAAAAUUACGCAUGUAUAUUCAGUAGAAACUAUUAUCUUUGGUUAAAGGAUUCAUAACUGGACGAUACCAAAGUAUUAAAUUAUAAAUAACUUGAAAAAAUACUUCAUUCAUUUUGAACUGUAUUUUUCCAGAAAACUUUCAGCAUUUAUUCUGAUAAGCUAAUGAUAAUAUAGAAAUUUUAUUAAUUGAGGAGAAAACUUGAAAGUUUCAUGAUAAAGAAUUAUGAUCUCAUGAUGAAAGCACUGGAUUUCCUUAAGGUCGUCCACACUCUGUCUAUAUCAGGCAUGGCAAGCCUGUGGUUUCAGUCCGGCGAGUGAAUUUUUGUGGCUCGGCGGAUGAAUUUUAAAUUCAUUACUUCUUUCUUUAUUCAAUUUUCAUUGAAAAGAUUUUAAAAAGUUAAAUAAGUGCAAAUAUAAACAUAUCACAUUAGCUUAGUUUCAUUUUUAUUAUUUUGCAUGUCAUUUAGUGCAUUAUUAGGUCUGAAUUGUGUACAGUUCUUUUACACCUGGACUGGGUGUUUGAAAAAAAAAAUUCUUGGUGGGUCGAGGUCUUAGCUUCUUAUUUUCUGUGUUCCACCCAAGGGGAAAAAGUGAAAAGUGCUUGUAUAGAAACAGUAGCGAUUAGAGAGGCAUCAAAGUUGAAGACUCAUACACUACUAGCUUAAUGCUAUAAUCCUUACCCAGUAUUUGUCAACCUUGAAGUGCCCUUUAAUUUAUAAUAUCUGCCUAGUUGCGGCGGUGACACGCAACCAGAAUUGUACCUAGAAAUUGAGAAAUGUGUUGAGAAAUAUGGGCUAAAAAGGGUAGAGGGUUCUGUAGAAGGGGCUCUGUAUGUCAAUCCCAAGAAAUUUUGUAUAAACUCACAAACCUGGUUAUAGUUUGUCAUAGAAGCUGCCAACCUCCUUAGUUUAGGCGCUCAUUAAAAAAAAAAAAAUCAUAUGUCAUUUAAAAAAAAUUACUAGAAAUUGCCAAAAUAUUUAUAUUAAAUUAGCAGCGGGCAUCUACUGAAUGAAUCAUAGUUUUUAAAAAAGUAUUAUGUAAUGUAGUCAGAGCAUAAUGACAAUAAGAAACCAGUCCUAUCACUGCAAAUAAUAUUUAAAUUUCAAAAUGAAUAUUUAAAUAAGAACAAAUUCACAUUUUGUACACAACCCCCACUCCUCUCAAAUUUCUGAGAUUCUCAAGCAACCCCUGACAUUUUAUCAGGAAACCCUCCAGGGUGUUGUGAGCCACUGCCCUCACCCAUAAACAUAACAAAAAUCAAACAUGGAGCAGAGCUUUGAUCUAUACGUUAGUGUAUUUAUAUCAUUAUCUUGGCAAUGCACUCCUAGCGUUUCUUCAGUUUAACCAAUUGCUUCACUUGUUAAAUCAUACAUGCUAAGCUUUAAGGUUUACCCAAAAGCUUUUCCAGUUAUACGACCAUUCAGGCUUUUGCGCUGUUUUUCACCGAUUUAGAAAAGAAAUAUUUUUAUAUAAGAGGCACAUUGAAAACUGGAGGUGCAAUAAAUUGAUAAUGCAAUAAAGUCAACGUUGGAAAACAAAGCUUAAAUCCUAUUGGUCCUCUAAAUCUUAGCAAAUGAACACAGUUUCAUUGAUAUCAUUUGUCAAUACUAAAACAACAUAGUACGGUAGUAAUUGCUUUGAGCUGUAAAGCAAAAUUACAAAUCCAUUUGUGUAAUUCUUAAUAAGAAGUGCUGUGUAAGUAAGUGUUCUUUUAAUUUCUAUGAAAUAAUUAAAUAUAUUUAUUAUUAAUAUCAAAGACUAUCAUAAGUCAUUAUUCCUAUUUAUUAUGAUGGCAUGCCUUAGUUUAAUGUGACUGUUAACACUUUCUAAACUUAAAAGUGUGUGUGCUCUUCUUCGCUGUAUAACUAUACGUUAUUCAGAGCCGAAAUCAGUGAGAACUGUGUUUUUUAGGCCAUAUUAUAUUCUUUUUGUGCUGAUGUUUAUUCCAGCUGGAUACUUUCAAUUAACACUUAAUAUCCACUGCGCAUAGAGUAAAAAAAAAUUUUUAUCCACAUUUUCUUCCAGUACCGUGAAAAAUGUGGUUAUACGUUGCCAGUGCUUACAGCUAGCAUAGUUAACUGAAGAAUUAUGUCCAGUUAAAUCUAAAUUGCUAUUGAAUUCAUCAUCUCAGUCCAUUAUUAAUACAAUUGAUAUUGAACGGUGUAAAUAAACUGAAGAUAAGAUGAAAAUCUGACUUAAAAUAACAAAUUUUAAUUUAAAAUUUAAAAGAUACAAUCUAUCCAUUUAUGAAUGAUUUAAACAUACUAAAAUGUGCACACAGCGAAGAGGAGGUUAUUUGUUUUUUAUUAAAGAAUUUAAAACGCUGAUAAAAAUGUUUAAAAAAUUAUAAAUGAAACUGAUAACUUCUGUCUUAAAUUAAAAUAAGUGAUAAAAAUACAUGCUUAAGCUAAUAGCUAAUAAUUCUUUUUCUUUAGUUCAAAAAGAAUCAGAAAAUUCACAAGACAGCUUAGCAGAUAUUCAGGUUUGUAGAACUUUUGACACUAUUUUUUUAAAAACAUAAUUGUUUGAGUGGAUGAAAACCCAUUUUUUAAAAAUAUUGCAUAUUGUUAAAUAACUUCUUUGGUACUUACAUUCUCACUAAGUGAGCCAAUUUUUUUAUAUCUUUCUUUUUAUUUUUUUUGGACGGGGGAGCUGAAAUUGGAAUCAUGGUGGCUUUUACUUAUAGUGAGUAAAGGUAAUCAAAGGACUCGAAAUUGACCCAUAAAUAAAGAAAUAGUAUGUAUGAAAAUUCUCCCACAAUAGAUGGUAGAAAAAUCUCUGAUAACCGAUAUUACGGAAAGAGAAGGGAAGUAGAUAGGAUAACUUUAUUUAUGAAAAUUAAAAGGUAAUAGUAAUAAGGGGAGAGACUGCAAUCAGGUUAGCAAAAUAGGAAAUGAGUAAAACAAAGUAAGGUCAAACCUGAAAAAUAGAACGCAACAAAACAACGAACGUGUCGGCAGAAAGCCUUCGACAGCAAACAAACAACAAAAGAAACAGAAUAAAAUUUAAAAAAUGGCACUUAGCAGAGUAGUAGUAUCGGAGAGUGCAACAAAAGAAUUGUGCACAAUCAUCGCAAAUUAAACUUAUGGGAAAUCUCAAAUAUAAAAGCUGUCCAUAUUUUUUUUUUUUGAUGUUGAUAAAAGCUAAAAUGACACUUGUGUUUAGUCAUUGAAAAACCACUGGAUUUUAAAGAAAAAAAAUAUCUGGUCAAUUUAAAAAGCAAAAAGUUUACUUUUAAAUCACAACACUGACAUCUAAAUAUGUGAUAGCUAAUUAGCGUAAUGGCAUGUGGAGCUCGAUUGAUUCUUGAGCGUUUGUUUGCUGGUUUGGAAAGAGCUUCAGUCCUAAGAUGUGAAAAGGAACAAAUAAAUCAGGCCACAGUCAUGGCAAACCUGCAUUGCGGCCCAGCCUUGCACAUUUUUUUUUUGUCUGGACAGAUGUAUCAUAAAUACAUCACUUCUUUCUUUAUUCAAGUUUCAUAGAAAUUCAUUUUAAAAAGUUCAGCGAGAGAAAAGAUAAACUAAUGUGACAAUAGUUUAGUUUCAUAUUUGUAAUUAUUUUGCAUUUCAUUCCAUGCAUUAAGAAUAAAUAAAUAAUUUGGUGCGGCACUAAUUUGUUGAUUAUUCUAUUUAUUAUGUCUAAUGUGGCCAGAGGAAAGUAAACUUAUUAUCAAAAUGGACUUUUCAGACAUUUUAGUCGGUUUUACCUGGUCUAAAUCAAGUAUUCCACACACAGAAAAAGUUUUAAUAUUUUAAGAUAGAAUUGUCUGCUUUUAAUUUUUUUUCUUCAAAUUACUCAAAAGCUGUCAAGUUCCUUAGCUUCAGCAUCAAUUAAACGUCGUCUUUCUUUGACAGGUCAAAGAUGAGCCAGAGGACUCCAGUUAUGAACAAAAGCAAAGUCCUGAAAUCAGUUCCUGUCCAGAUUCACGAAACUCAUCACCCCUUCCUCCAAUACAUUUUGAAAACUCUUCUCCAUUCCAUACCAAUGUCUCUUCACCUGUGCCAACUUUGUUAUCCAAGGGAAAUACUGCUGCACAGAUUCCACUUAAUGACAUCUUUGCUGGCUCCACUAUUCGUAGUCAGUUACAAGGAGCGAUUGAUGGUAAGAAAAUGGAUACGGUGCAAAACAUAGUGGAGGGUCUUCUUAAAAAGAAUGAAACUUUACUGGCUAUGAGUGACGCUGGCCUUUUAAAGCCAAACCCUCGGAGAGUGAGAGCUGCUUAUGAUAGCCACGCCAGAAAAUCUACACAAACGAGAGUUAAUAUUUUCCCGAUAUCUUCCACUCUACAAGCCCGAAUGAACCCCAGCAAAAAGAUUUCAGAGUCAUUCAGGCCUCAUAUUAUUCGACCAAAAAGUCCAACGCUACGAUCCAAUUCCAUUUUAAAAGAUAAGACACAAUUUACUUAUGCACUGCUGGAAUCCAAAAUUUGUGAUGAUGAAAUUGAGAAAAUUUUCAAAGUUCAAAAUCAUGAGAUUGUGUGUGGCAUAAGUUCUCAGUCAUAUCUUGCAGAUGAAUGCGACAAAAUAGUUGCAUCGUUAGACUUAGACUACUUCUGGUGCAACUUUUGUCCCUUUGCAACUAGCAAUAAGCCUUUGCUUAUACAGCAUGCACUUGAACAUAGAUUUAAAUGCAAAUUUUGUGCUUAUGAAUCUUUCUGUCGAUCUGAUAUUGUGAGACACAUGCAUAAACUACAUUCUGACUUUAGUGAGGUAGCAGGCAGAUUGUCAUACUGUGCCUUGCUCUCAGACUAUCUACGGGUUAAGGCUCGAGCAGAGGGCAAAGAAAAUAAAGACCCAGAUGAAAAUGUCGAUGAUCUUGAUCCCCAAGAAAUGAACAAGGCUAUUCAAGAACUGGAAGGACGGAAACGCAAAGCCGAAUCGAGUUCUCAUGGGAUCUCAUCAUCUCCUAAGGCUGCCAGACUCGACUCUGAUGAUGUUGAAAGUUCAUCUGAUUUGUCACGAAAGUCUCGUAAAAGUCAGAAUCCAAAACGGUGCCCCCCACCGAAGGAUUCUGAUUAUGACAUGUUUGAGAUGGAAGUGGAAGAGAUCAGCGAAUCCCCACAGGAUGCAGGUCAUGAAGAAUCUGACUCUGACAGAGUUUUAUAUUCCUCUAGCCAUAGUUCUCCUAAUCCAUAUUUCCAUACUCAGGAUGGACAUCCCUUUCCCACUGGAAUGAUGCAGGUUAUACCAGGCAUGCAAAGUCAAAGUGGCUCUAUGCAAACCUCUGCACCUCGGACAAAGCCAGGUCAAACCAAUACUGGUUGUCGUGGUCGUGGUCGUGGUAUUAGAGGUCCCCGCUAUGCCAGCUCUUCCAGCCUUUACUGGAGUUGUGGGUACUGCACCUUUCAGAGUAAUAGUCAGGCAGAGAUCAAAGAGCAUUCCAACAGAGCGCAUCCAGGGAAGCCUCAUCGUUACGUAGCCCUCAUAAAAAAUUUAACUCCAGAUUCGGUCAUCAAUAAAAGUCCCAGAAGCACUUCGACACUAAAUCCUAUUGGCAAGCAAUCAACAUUAUCCACCAGCUCAGGUGAUUCAUUACAUAGGAGUCAUUCUCCCUUAGUUCAGAUGUCUCCCUCUGCAUCUUUACCUCGCUCACCUCAGGUAUCAACUGAAAGUCACGCCACCAAUGGUGAAGAAGACAUAGAGGACACAGAAGAGGUUGUGUCUCUAAAGGAAACUUCUAGUUUGCUCAAAGUCAGAAUAAAUCCAGUACGGUCUACUCGGAAAGAAAAUAUAGUGUACAGAUGUUACCAUUGUACUUACACUGCAAAACGUCACUCAGCCAUGAAGAGCCACAUAUAUUAUAAGCACAGAGGGAAAGGUUUAGUGGCAGUAGAUGACGAAUCCCAACCAAAGCAGCACAUAUUUUUCUGUGCUAGAGAUGACUGCACUUUUAAGUCUGAGAGAGCUGAUAGCUACUUGCACCACGUUGACCAGUGUACACCAUGGAAUAAGCCAGAACUAGCAGACGUAGAAGUAGAGCCUCACAUUCGAGAGUGUUUAGAGCAAACUGUACUGUUGGCAGAG
Messenger RNA from Lymnaea stagnalis (great pond snail), 11027 nucleotides. NCBI's taxonomy places the organism in Eukaryota, Metazoa, Mollusca, Gastropoda, Lymnaeidae. The record is from the annotation of a GenBank genome assembly.